Messenger RNA from Rhagoletis pomonella (apple maggot), 819 nucleotides. RefSeq lists its product as uncharacterized. The record is from RefSeq and is a predicted model, not a curated record. Lineage: Eukaryota; Metazoa; Arthropoda; Insecta; Diptera; Tephritidae.
UUUGGUGACAUAAAAUAAUGGAAUUAAUCUUUUCUAGAAUACUGAAAUGAUACACUGUGCGGCGUAGAUAAGACGGGGAAAAAGCCUAAUCGAGUAAAUACCAAAAGUUGGAAAAUGCAGAGAAAAAUGUAGACUAUGUUGCCAAUACGGCAGCUAGCCACCAGCAACACUACCACUACACUGGAAUAUAUGUAUGUACGAUAAUUAUAAUGAUGUGAUGAAUUCAUCCUUGUACACACUUAAUGGUGAUUAAGCCUUUUCACCGCGUGCGGAUGUGCGUGUACAUAUAAAAUAUCGGCGACAAAUAAAUUGUAAGCGAUUAGCGUGUGUUUGCGAGCAGCGGCAAUAGCAGCAGCAGCAGCAACUAUUUGAAGCACAAAGGAGGGUAAGAAUACCAUUCAAAACAAAAGCCAACCUUUGCUAUUGCGCAGGCGCAGCACACGUGUCUCGAGUGAAAUUGCGUAGUAAAACGUGUGCGAUUCUGUAGCGUAGCGUAGUGUAGUGUAGCGAGAGCGCAUUUUGGUGCAACGCACGCCGGCGCUAGCAAGCCAUUUAAAUGCGAAGAACGCCCAAAAGCAGAAAACCAACAAAAUUGGAAAAUUCCCUUUGGCAUUAUCAGAAAUUCUUCAGAGAACUCAAACAGCGACGUAUAGAAUUUAUGCAGCAAAAAAUUUAUCGAAGAUUUCGUUUUGGCAUAAUUUAUUCGGAUUGCUUAGUGGCUGCAGAAGCAGAACAACAACAACAAGAAACCAGAUACGCAGUAACGCAAGCGCAAGCGCAGACGCAGACGCAGUUGCAAAAGUUGAAGCAAAAACAAGG